AUGAUCACAGUCGCCGUUGCGGGAGCGACUGGGGGCGUGGGCCGCUCGAUACUGGAUCAUGUUGAACAGAGCCACAAAUUCAGGGUCAUCGUCCUGACUCGCAAGGCAUCAGAAGCUUCCGUGUCUGAGGCGGGAACUAGAUACCUUCAUGUCGACUACGACGAUGUGGAAGGGCUUGCUGACAUACUAACGACACACAAUGUCCACACCGUCGUCUCGACUAUCGGCAUCAGCUCCCCAGACACGAGCGCGGCUCAGUGUAAUCUGAUCAGAGCUGCAGACAAGUCGGGCGCGACGAAGCGUCUGAUACCGAGCGAAUUUUGGGCGAAGACGGUUCCCGAUCUUCAACGGACGGGAACUAAUUCUCACGGGGUCGCUCUCCUCAGCCUCCUACCUCUAGACCCCACCGUGCAGUGGUGGCUCGAUGCCGCGUCACUGCUCGAGUCCAGCUCAUUGCAGUACACGAGGAUUUCCUGCGGCUGGUUUAUGGACUAUUGGGGAAUGCCACACGUCAAAACUCACUUAUCGGACUACUCCUGGGCGAUAGACGUGUUUAAUCGCAAGGCAGCCAUACCGGGAGACGGAGCCAAUGUUCUCAGCUUGACUCUGAUUGGCGACGUGGCUCGAGCGAUUCUGUUGUUGCUGGAAGCCGAGGACUGGCCAGAAUGGACGUUCGCAGUGGGCGAUAGCGUUACGUUCCACGAGUUCGUGAGCAUCGCCAAAAGAGUACGAGGAGGCGCCCUUUUUGAAAUCACACACGAUACCCUCGACGACCUGAACCAAGGCAAAGUGACGAUCCUGCCGAACCCAGGUUCCGCAGCGUGGGACGCGUCGCCCUCCGAAACUGCAGCGAGAAAGGAGUCCUUGAUCCUAUUCGGCAAGCUCUACGUCUCCGGAGUGUGGGAUCUGUCCAAAGAGCCGCAGUUUUCGACGCGGUGUCCGGAAUGGAGACCCAAGAAGCUGGGGCAGUUCUUGGAGGAGGUUUGGCUGGGUAGACCGUGA
Messenger RNA from Fonsecaea monophora, 1002 nucleotides. RefSeq lists its product as hypothetical. The transcript is spliced from 4 exons. Lineage: Eukaryota; Fungi; Ascomycota; Eurotiomycetes; Chaetothyriales; Herpotrichiellaceae. Bases 1 to 1002 code for a protein of 333 amino acids. The record is from RefSeq and is a predicted model, not a curated record.